Centruroides sculpturatus (bark scorpion) is the source of this 519-nucleotide messenger RNA. RefSeq lists its product as uncharacterized. NCBI's taxonomy places the organism in Eukaryota, Metazoa, Arthropoda, Arachnida, Scorpiones, Buthidae. Bases 1 to 519 code for a protein of 172 amino acids. Gene Ontology annotation, cellular component: membrane. The transcript has a single exon. The record is from RefSeq and is a predicted model, not a curated record.
AUGAAAGUGGAGCAUAAAAAUAUAAGAAGGAUUGUCUCUAUAGCAUUAUCUCGAAUUGGAUAUCAUAUAGGAUACUAUCCUCAAAUAUACGUUGCAGCUUUCUUUAUAAUGUCACUCGUUUUAGGAACCGGACUGUUAAAUAUUCCACUACAGAAGGAUGUAGAAUAUCUUUAUAUUCCAUCCAAUGCAAGAAGCAGGAUUGACAGAGCAGCUAUUGAAUCGAUUUUUCCAGUUAACAUGUCACAAUGUGAUUACAGAAGAAUAUCAAGAUUAGAUGCAGCCGCAGUAGUAAUUGUUACUCCUAAAAACGGAACAUCUGUAUUGAAGGAAUCAAUAAUUGAAGAAGUCAUAAAACUAGACGAAAUUAUAAGAAACGUCACUAUCAUUUGGAAUAACACAUUCCUACGUUACUCGGAUUUGUGUUGUAAGACGGAGAGAAAUAAAUGCCAUGAAAAUUUUGCUUUGACUCUGCAAGGAAAAACAAAUAAUAUCAAGAAAGCCAUACAUAACAUCAAGUAA